Molecule: messenger RNA, 2662 nt
Organism: Xenia sp. Carnegie-2017
Lineage: Eukaryota; Metazoa; Cnidaria; Anthozoa; Malacalcyonacea; Xeniidae
Product: proton-coupled folate transporter-like
Exons: 6
Coding region: 729-2138 (469 amino acids)
Biological process (GO): transmembrane transport
Cellular component (GO): membrane
Molecular function (GO): transmembrane transporter activity
Source: RefSeq, a predicted model, not a curated record
AAUAUACUUGAAUUCAUUAUUAAGUAUUGACGUCAUGUAGUUUUAAUGGUUGGAAACAAGUGAGAAAUCCUAAUUCCAUCUGGCUCGAAUAAUGGCAGACAUGGGGACACGUUGUACACCUGAGUGACUCUUCUAUAUAAUCAUUAUUCUGUGACAUUGCAGUGACGUAACUGCUAAAGUUUUGACGCGAGGGCUAGGGGAAGGAUGCUGUGAAAUGGGACUUUGGCAUGUAUCAUCUUCAUAUACCGUAUAUAAUUAAAGGUCAUCUUUAAUUAAGAUCUCGACCUCGAAAUUACAAGAGUAUUUGAUAGAAGGUCUACUCUUCGUAUUUUACCCAAUUUGACAACUUUCGAAACUUUUUUUGACAAGUUUUUUUUUGUCGAAAGAGUAACUCGCUGCUGUUUACUCGUUUAAACCAGUUCACGAUUUACAACCGGUUCUUGAUAUGAAAUUUCUGUUUUGAAUUUUUUUUUCUUGUAAGACUGUCUGCAGUAUCACCUGUGUUGUAGCAUCAAGUGUCGUAACUAUGUACCAAAACCGUGUGUAAUACCUUGUGUAGUAAGUAGUAGUUUAGUAGUUGUGUAAGAAACGUGUAACAACCUCUCCUUGCGUAGAACUCGUCAAAGUUCACGAUGCAUGACAAAUUAUUCAAAAAUUCAAAUUUUUCGAAAUAAUGGCCGACGAUAUACAGACAGGGUUUCACAAAUAACCAUGUGAAUGCCGUUUGAAUGGCUCGAAAAUCAUUCCUUUCGAAGUUUAGAAGCGCCGAACCGGCCGUAUUUCUGUAUGCAUUUGGCUUGAUACUUCACUCUAUUCUCAUUCAACAAUACAUCUACGACAGAGCGAGCGAAGAUAAGGGGUACAACAACACUUUUAAUUCGAGGACAAAAUGUGUUAACGAUUCUGAAGUGCGUGAUGAGGUUCAAUCCGAGACGUCUUUUUACGUGUUCGGCUUGACAGCGGUCUCUGGCGCUCCUUCGCUAGUAACAGGAUUGUUGCUUGGCUCGUGGUCGGAUAAAGUUGGACGGAAACCUGCCAUGUGUUUGCCCUGUUUUGGCGCCCUUGUUGAAACGUCGCUCACCUUGCUCGUCGUGUAUUAUGAUUGGCCUCUUUUCGUUCUGUUUUUCGGUGGUUUUAUCAAUGGCAUGACGGGAUAUUUUUCUGCAAUGAUUCUGGCAACAAUGGCGUACAUUGCGGACACAAGUGACGAGUCGACGAGAGCGACAAGAGUGGGAAUUUUGGAGUUUUUCGUGUUCAUCGGUGGGACCGUAGGACAAGCUAUGAGUGGCAAGAUGAUUGAAUCCAAUCAAGGAUACGAAGCACCCUAUUGGAUCGUGUGUGGUUGCAUUCUAGCUGCAUUUAUCCACGCCGUCUUUCUCGUGCCGGAAACACUAUCGAAAGAACAUCGCGAUGGAUCGGUGAAAUUUUUUGAUUGGAAGCAUUUCCAGAAUGUCAGGGAAGUUGUUCGAACACGACGAAAUGACGACGAAAGCAAUCUGCGUGCCUUGAUCAUACUAAACUUUCUUCUUUUUUUGAGCAACUACGGUGUCGCGACCGUGACCAUUUUGUUCCUUCUGGAUCGUCCUCUGUGUUGGUCGCCGCUGGACAUCGGAUUGUAUUGCGCCGAACGCUACUUUUGCUUGGGUGUUGGAGCCGUCCUCGGUGUGAAAAUUCUCGUCAAAUGCUUUAAAAUCAUACACAUUAUAUAUUUUGGAUUGUUAACGUAUUCGGCUUCUCUUGUGCUCUUCGCGUUUGCAGAUAAAACAGCUUUAGUGGUUCCAGUUCCAGUGCUAGGAAUGUUUAUAGGUGCGGUUAUGGCGUUCUUCCGAGGGACGAUGUCGAAAGAAGUUUCCUCGGCCGAACAAGGUUCUUUAUUUGCUGCCAUUGGGUUCAUGGACGUGUUGGCUGUUGUCUGUUCAUCUGCCAUAUUCAAUCUGCUCUAUCCGUUAUCAUUAAAGUUUGAUUUUAAUGGAGCGUCGUUCCUUGCGGCAGGAGGACUGGGUCUGGUCGUGCUCUACCUCACGAAAAACCUCACAGAUGGUGUUUUUGAAAGUUCAGCAAGGGAGAUUAAACCACAGGAAAUCAGAAUUGAAGAAAACACGCCACUUUUAUCUGAUAUUGACCAACAACCUACAUAAAAUGGACUUACAAUGUGCAAUGGUCAGUCACAUUGCACUAAUGCUAUCAUAUUUUAUUGUAUACUUCAGUCAUGAACCUAGGGGCAUGGUUGUCAUGAUGUCAUCAGUCAUGCGACAUUGGUCACACAUUAGUCACAUAACUCAUGUCUUUUUAUCCUCAUCAUAAGCCAACAUACUGGUUUGUUUGCUUAUCAAAUUCUUAAGUUCGUUAUCCCAGUGUAUGACUUUAUGUUGCAACGUGUUCAAGAUGGCAUCCUUCGAGCAAGUUCCUCACGAAGUUUGGUGAUGUCCUGAAGAAAUACAAAGUUUCUUUUAAAUAUGCACAAGUUAAUUAAAAUAGCCCAGCAGUAGAUUUUGAGGUGAACGAAAAAUUAUUGCCUCGCAGUGAAUGGAAAGGUUGUAUGGGGAUGGUCACCAGGACAAAAUCAUGGAGGGGGGUGCCUCUUCAAUGUAUUUCAAAUAUAAUGCAUAUUUUUAGUCAUUUUAGACAUGAGUUAUUUAAAUAAAUUAUCCUUUAAGCCUUA